AUGGAUAUUGAUCUCCUCUUGAUUGGUGGGGGGUGGAUUAAUUGCUAUCGUAUCGGUUCAAAUUUUAUGGCAAAAGCUGGAAAAUCAGUUCCUCAACUCUUAAUCUUAAUAAGAUCACCAUUAUCUCUGUUGCUAUUUCAUAUUGGGCUUCUCUUGCUGCUUGUUGUUCCUCACUUUGCUCGUCCUACACCAUCAGAGUUUAAUAAUUCAAAGUCGUUAACCAUGGAGGCUGGCUCAUCAUCUUCAACAGCUACACAGCUCCUCCAAUCUACCAUGGACUUGCAUCCAAAACAGGCUAAGAAGAGUGCCAAGAAUAAUCAACAAUUUGAAGCUUCUGCGCAUGAAGUCCCGAGUGGUCCAAAUCCUGAAUCGAACAAGUAA
This is a messenger RNA of Prunus dulcis (almond), 381 nucleotides long. Its product is annotated as CLAVATA3/ESR (CLE)-related protein TDIF-like. The coding region runs from base 1 to 381 and encodes 126 amino acids. The record is from RefSeq and is a predicted model, not a curated record. Gene Ontology annotation, cellular component: apoplast. The transcript has a single exon. Gene Ontology annotation, biological process: xylem development. Gene Ontology annotation, molecular function: receptor serine/threonine kinase binding. Lineage: Eukaryota; Viridiplantae; Streptophyta; Magnoliopsida; Rosales; Rosaceae.